AUGUCGAGAAAAAAACACAGUGUAGCAUUUAUUAAGCCUGAUGAACCGAAAUUUUUGAGAGAUUUAAAAAUUCAAGCUGGAUAUAAAGAAGGACCUACCGUUGAUACUAAGAGAGCAGAAUUACCAGAAGCUACUGAAGAAGAUUUUGAAGACAGAGAAGAAGAAAAACCUGUAGUUGUAGUAUUAAAUACUGGAGAUUUAACCGCAGAAGAAGCAAAUGCUUUUCAAAAACAAAAAGAAGAAGAAGAAGCAAAUGCACCCGCUGAUCUUUCAAAGCCGAUAAUUUUUCGUAAAAUUAAAUCAUCCUCAAAGGAAUCAAAUGAGACUGAUUCUCCUGUGAUUAAAAAACCAAAAAAAGAACAGAAGAAGAUUAUUUUAUCCUUUAACGAUGACGAUGAAGAGGAGGAAGAUUAA
This is a messenger RNA of Leptopilina boulardi, 414 nucleotides long. RefSeq lists its product as uncharacterized. Lineage: Eukaryota; Metazoa; Arthropoda; Insecta; Hymenoptera; Figitidae. The coding region runs from base 1 to 414 and encodes 137 amino acids. The transcript has 3 exons. The record is from RefSeq and is a predicted model, not a curated record.